Molecule: messenger RNA, 705 nt
Organism: Lagopus leucura (white-tailed ptarmigan)
Lineage: Eukaryota; Metazoa; Chordata; Aves; Galliformes; Phasianidae
Product: eukaryotic translation initiation factor 4B-like
Exons: 5
Coding region: 1-525 (174 amino acids)
Source: RefSeq, a predicted model, not a curated record
AUGGGGGGGGUGCAAAGAGGGCUCACCCCCAGCCCUGCCCGCCGUUCUGUGCCCCCCGCAGCCACACGGAGGAGGGAGAGUGAGAAGUCGGUGGAGGGCGAUGCGUGCGGCCGCGAGGAGGAGGGCCGCGAGGAGAAGCAGCCGCUGAAGGUGAUGCCCGCGCCGCCCCCCAAGGAGAACGCGUGGGCCAAGCGCAGCAGCAGCACCGCUGGCCGCUCCCCGGGCUCUGACUCCGAGCAGCACUCACCCAGCAGCAGCCAGAUGGCUUCCCGCCCGCCUGCAGAGAACGGGGCCACCCCGAGGAGCACCCACCGGAGAGGGGAUGAGAACAAGCCAGAUGGGGGCCGGGAUGGCCCGAAGGCGCGCAGUGGGAGCUCGGCCGAGAGGAAAGACGGCCGCAAGGAGCAUGAGGCAAGAGCUGCGCCUGAGCCAAAGAGACUGGAGGACAGCCCAGCCCCCUUCAGCCACGCCAGCAAGUAUGCAGCGCUGUCAGUGGACGGCGAGGAGGAGGAGUGCGGCGAGUGAAGGCCGUCCCCAACCCCAACACCGAAAUGGAACAGAAAACCCAGCGCCGCCCCGCCAAAAUCAAGCCAAGAAUCAGCAUAAGGAAAGGAAAAAAAGGAGGAAAACCGACAUUGCCGGGCCCUGCCGCUCCGCCCUGCUUCAUUUGGGUUUUUUUUUGGGGGGGGGGUGGGGGUCUUUGGG